Molecule: messenger RNA, 2748 nt
Organism: Poecilia latipinna (sailfin molly)
Lineage: Eukaryota; Metazoa; Chordata; Actinopteri; Cyprinodontiformes; Poeciliidae
Gene: ccnd2a
Product: cyclin D2, a
Exons: 5
Coding region: 284-1174 (296 amino acids)
Source: RefSeq, a predicted model, not a curated record
GCGGUUUUGCGCAGCAGGACGGGCAGAAAGAGGGACAACAGGACGUUGUUGCAUCUGCUUCACGCAGGCAGGCGGAAUCAUUGCGUCAGUGGCGCACGCAGGGCAGGCUUGUGCGCUCGGCGGAUGAGCUAGAGGCGCAGAGGAGAGAGAGGAAAAAGUUUGUGCGGAUCGGAGCGGCGCGACGCGGCGGGACGACGCGUUUCCCUCAGACUCACAAACACUCUACACUUUAUUUGAAGAAGUUCGGCUAGAAGAUCCCCCACCCUCCUUCCGCCCCAACACCAUGGAGCUGCUCUGCCUCGAAAUGGACACCAGCAUACGAGCCCGUCCGGACCCGAACCUCCUGCGCGAUGACAGAGUUCUGCAGAGGCUGCUGACCAUCGAGGAGAGAUUCCUGCCGCAGUAUUCUUAUUUCAAAGGCGUCCAGAAAGACAUUCAGCCCUUCAUGAGGAGGAUGGUCGCUACUUGGAUGUUGGAGGUCUGCGAGGAGCAGAAGUGCGAGGAAGAAGUUUUUCCUCUGGCCAUGAACUACCUGGACAGAUUUUUAGCGAUGGUGCCGAUCAAGAAAUGCAACCUGCAGCUGCUGGGCGCAGUCUGCAUGUUCCUGGCCUCCAAGCUGAAGGAGACGCGGCCAUUAACGGCAGAGAAGCUCUGCAUCUACACAGAUAACUCCAUCAGGCCGCAGGAGCUGCUGGAAUGGGAGCUGGUGGUUUUGGGGAAGUUGAAGUGGAACUUGGCGGCGGUGACACCAAACGAUUUCAUCGAGCACAUCGUGCGGAGGCUGCCGCUGGCCGACGACAAGUUGGUUCUGAUCCGGAAACACGUCCAGACCUUCAUCGCCCUCUGCGCCACAGAUUUCCGAUUCGCCAUGUAUCCCCCCUCCAUGAUCGCCACAGGAAGCGUGGGGGCGGCCAUCUGCGGCCUGCAGCUGGACUCAGCCGACCAAUCCUGGGGCGACAGCCUGACGGACCAGCUAGCCAAAAUCACCAACACAGAGGUGGACGUUCUGAAGGAGUGCCAGGAGCAGAUCGAGCGCGUCCUGGAGAGCAGCCUGCGUGAGGGCCGGCAGCAGCAGCAGCAGCAGCAGCAGACGCAACGGGGCCCCAGCGGGAAGGGCCUGGAUGAGCUGGACCAGGCCUCCACGCCCACAGAUGUCCGCGACGUCAAUUUGUGAAGCACCAGAGGGCGCCGUUGCACAGGAUUUACAAGAAUCUUUUUAAAAAAAACUUUCAGUCUUCAUAAAAGCAGAAAAAAAGAACAAAAGAGCAAAAAAUCGUUAAAAACACAAGGCCUUUAAAGAAAUACAAAGACAGAGCUGGCUAGUUUUGUAGUUGAUCUUUUCUUCAAGUAAAAACAAAAAAAAACAAAACAAAAAACAAAAAAAAACACAAAAACUCCUGCACAUGAAAUAGAUUUUCCCUGAUGCUCUAGUGUAAAAGCAACAAGCCUGAUGAAGCUGCGGUGCCUUGGAUGAGGAGAAGGGAAUCGUUCUGCCUUUAAAGCUGCAGACAGGAGAACUGCAGAGAUUUUCCAUUUUCUAUUUUAUUUGCAAAGAUGAUUUUUCUCACCGUCUGCAGGCGGUGGAAGAAGAGGACGUGUCCUCCACUGCCAGAUCGUCCACCUCUGUGGACGGACAGAACUGUGUAGAGCAGACGGUCCCGUUGCCAGGCAACCGCUGGAACGAUAACAGUUAUUAGUAAUAUUUAUAAUUAUUGAUACCAUCAGAAAUAUUUUGGAACUUCAUGAGCUCCUUUGGUUCAGGCUGCUUGUUUGCAUCGAUUUGAGGAUGCAGAGAAAGAGAGUGUGCCUCCGUGUGUGUGUGCGCAUGUGUGUGUGUGUGUGUGUGUGUGUGUGUGUGUGUGUGUGUGUGUGUGUGUGUGUAAAGGCGGUUCAGCCUCAUGCUGCAGCAGUGUGUCAGACUGCUGCAGCUCACCUGAGCUAACAGGGGACAGGUUAGCAGAGAGACGCUUUGUCUCAUCAGCUCUUCACCUCCAACCCAGAGGUUCUUGCUGCCGGGCCGGGGGCCGAGGAGGGGCCAGGGCGUGGCCCUCGGCGGCCCUCAGUAGCUGCACAGGGUGCAGGAGGAGCAGCAGAGGUUGGAGCGGAUCAGGCAGAACUGUCUGAUGUUUUCCUUCAUGAGCAGCUGAACCUGUGGGGCGGGGCCCGCUGGGGUCCCAUCCGGCUCCCGUUAUGAUUUUAAUAGCUAAGCACUUUGAGGUGAAGUUCAAAUCAAACGGCCUCCGGGUCAGGAGUGGGGAGCUUUCAUUCCUUAUUUCUCUGGAUCCCAACCAGAACCAGAACCUGCUACAGAUUCCAGCAGCAGCGUGUCAUCGGUUCAGAUCUGGAGUCUCUGCAGUAGUAGUAGUGGGGCAGCAGAGAGCCACAUGGGGGCAGCAGAGAGCCACAUGGGGCGGCAGAGAGCCACAUGGGGCAGCAGAGAGCCACAUGGGGCGGCAGAGAGCCACAUGGGGCAGCAGAGAGCCACAUGGGGGUGGCAGAGAGCCACAUGGGGCAACAGAGAGCCACAUGGGGCGGCAGAGAGCCACAUGGGCCGGCAGAGAGCCACAUGGGGGUACUGUGGGUCCCAUGUCGGCCCCAUGUGGGAUCGGUUUUCUUUAAAGUCAGGGACCCAGCUGGUUCUCCUUUAUGGGAUCUGUUCAGUGGAAUCAAAGACCAGUUUGAACCCAGUUUGAACUCGGUGAGCCCCUUCAGUACUGCACCACCCUAACCUGGCUCGGAUGGGGCCCA